AUGAGUGACGCUCUUAAAGGGCGAAGUGAGAGUGGAGGGAGAGAUGGCGGGUCGGUUCGGAGGGCGAGGGAGAGAAUGGAGGUUGGGGAUAGAGGAAUCCGGCCUACCGAAGACCUUGAGAAAAACCGAUAUCCACAAAAGCCACCCCAAGGUUUUAGUCAUCCCCGACGUCCACCACCUGUUCCUGUUGCAUUCAAAUCCCUCGAUAAUACGUCGAAGGGUGCUGUAAUUUCGAAACCUUCGCCAGCUCCGCAAUGGCCCUUGCUCGACGACAGAACUGGAUCGCGAAAGGGAAAUAGCACUUCGGCCGACUCUGUGGACUCUUCUCAACGCCAAGCUCCUCAACGGCCUGCUCGACCUGACAAUGUCCCAUCAUUGUUAGAUGCGUCUAAAAUCCAUGAAUAUACGCCCAGCAUGCCAUAUCAAAAGCGUCCAACCCCGUCAUCCCUUCAGAAAACGCAAAACGGUAUAUCAAUGGCCCAAACCCGAGACGAGAGGUUGACAUCUCCUGAUAGUGUGUUUGGAUUAACUAACUCUGGACCUCCGGGUUCUAUGACAGGUUUUCCUUCCCCAGGUAGCCAAAUCACCCAAUCGUUUCCCACUGCCACUGGACCGCCCGGUCGAAGGAAUCUCAAUCUUCGUCCUCCCCCUUCAACGCGACGGACUCCAUCCUCACAUUACUCGAGCACAACCUUCGUCUCGCCAAUCCCGGAGGAAUUUCCUGAAAGCCUGCCGCGAAAGGGUGGGUCAUACGCUUCAAGCAAAGUUAUUCCAUCCAGUUGGGGAUCUGCACCUCCUGGUGCUGACGCGCAGAAGUCGUCAGAUGAGGAAUCCCUACACGAUGUAGAUGACAAGCCAACUGUUUCCCUUGUCAGACAAGCCAGUCUGGGGAAGAGAGGAAAGGCCUCGCUAUUAACGAUAAAUAAGCCUCAAACCGACCAAUCCGCUAAUGGCAAUCAGGAUUCUAAAGCAAGGAGUGAUAAAGUAGUCGAUGGAAAGCAAGGGACUAGUCCUAUCGGCAUGGCUGUAUCAGUGGAUGCAAAUGUGGUGAAAGAUCCUACUGCUAUAUUAUUAAAUCAGCCCGCACCACAUUAUUCAGGUAAUCAUUCAGCCUCUGAAACAUCAGACGAUGAUGAGUGUGAAAAACCUCCAAUUCCUAUCAUGUACUUUGAAAGUAAAGCUCCAAAGCCGCUUUUGAGGAAGACUGAAAAUGAUAGCUUUACUGCUUUGCCUGGGUCGGAUCAAAGAAAGCGACCCCCUCAACUCGAUAUUGCUGCCGUCCGUAGAGCUGAAGCCAGGGGAAGUUUAACAAGCUUGCCUGAGCUAAUUCGUCGUGCUACCAGGCUUGCAUCGAACCUAGACCGUGGGAAGACGGCGAGCAGGCUUGGGAUGUUGGAUAUUCUGAAUGCGAGCAAUGAUAGUGGAAGCCGGAAUUCUGGUACCAUAUCUGACAUUCUAGCUUCAUUCCCACCGCCUGCCAUUGCAACUCCAACUGGCGGGGAGCGGUGGCCAGGCCCCUUCACCGACACCGAACCUAGACUGCGCGCAGAUGCAGAGAAGGGCCCAGAAAAAAGAAAGCUCCGGUUCUGUGGCAUUCCGCUCUGGGCAUUCAUCCUAAUCUGUAUUGUCGCGCUCGCUGUUGUUGCCGUCGCCGUCACGAUUCCUGUUUUGCUUACCGUUGUUAACCGUCCAGAUCCACCGCAACAAUCGACAAUGCCUGCAUCCGGAAGUUGCCAGGCGACGAACCCAUGCAUGAACGGUGGUAUCAGCGUCGGGGAUCUGGGCUCCUGCGGAUGUGUCUGCGUUAACGGGUUCGGAGGGGAUAGAUGUGAUGUUACCGGCGAUGGCAGCUGUACGACGAUCAACGUUUCCAAUGGGUCUGCAGGCUUCCAAAAUGCAACACUAGGCAACACCAUUCCACGGCUAUUCGAGGAUUCGCAAAGAAAUUUCAGUAUCCCACUCAACGCGUCAAAAAUCCUCAGUCUUUUCAGCAGCGGAAGUGUGUCUUGUACCAGCCAGAACGCACUUGUGACCUUCAAUGGCACGAAUCGGAAACGAACAGUUCCGCUAGCCGACGGCGCUUUUGGCAACAUCGGCACGAGAAGUUCUCCGUUGCCCACCGCAUACCACGAAUCCAUCCAUGGCCGCGGGAGCCAACAAGACCGUCUUCUCGGGAGACAAAUAGCGAGUUCGCCGGACACUCCUACUCCCACCUCUGGAUCCCUGACUGCACCAUCUGCCGCCCCAACCAGCUCCUCUCCAUCCCCACCUCGCCUUUCUCCAAAAUUGCUAGAUUUCUCCCGAAUCGCCGUGCUCUUUAUAUUUGAGCGGACAGGAUACGUGGAAGAUGCCUUCCAGGCCCAUGAUUCGAUCCAAUCUUUCUUCCGGGACCCGGCAGGAGAAUCCGGUGCACAGAUGGAUUCGAAAGGGGUUAACUGCACGGAACAUGACUUCGUGCUUGACUUUGUUAAGUUUUCGAUCACGGUGGUUAAUGGCACGACUGUGGGCGGGACAUAG
Molecule: messenger RNA, 2517 nt
Organism: Paracoccidioides lutzii Pb01
Exons: 1
Coding region: 1-2517 (838 amino acids)
Source: RefSeq, a predicted model, not a curated record